UUUGAAGACUAUUUUGAGCGGGAAGGGUUAUUUAUAGUGUUUGGGUGUUGCUUUUGUUUGUGAAUUUUUGUUUAAACAAAAUUAAAUGUACUGCAGAAAACCAAUUAAUAAUGGACAACUCUCAAAGCUCAGAUUUUCUCUCCGAAAGUAUGGAUAUGUUCUGCAAUAGCCCUAAAGAUGAAGGGACUAUGGAUUUCAUUACUUAUGAAUCUUUAGUGUCCAAUACAAAGUCUGCCUUCUCAACCGUUGUGAAAGAAAUAAAGAAUUCAUCAUUUUCUGUUUAUUUUUCUACUCUCCUAAAUGAUUGUAGUACGUGUAUUUCACAGGGUUUAGCACUCAUCACAAAUUUACUGGCAGAAACAGGUUUAAUUAUACUUGAUGAACUAAAAGAAUACAUAAAUGAUGCUGUAUGUCUGUUACAACUCUUGUCUGAUUUGAUUAAACAAGUUAUAGAAUCAGUGUCUAUGGCAUGUUGCUCAAUGAAAAGUUUUCCAACAGUAACUGGAUGCAUAAUCAGACAAGUUUUUACACAUUGUAAAGAUAGUGAAUCUAUAUAUGGAAGUCAAUUGAAUUCUGUUGAGAAACAGUUGAAAGACUUGUUCAGGACUUGCCACGAACUGCAGCUGACAUACCUGAUGGUUCUUGAGAAACAUUUCAUUUUUGAUUUAAAUGAGAGAGAGGAGAGGGAUAUCCUUAUUGAAGCUCUAGACAUAAACCUGAAGAUAGGUGAAAUAGUCCAGAGUUUGGAUGUGAAGACCAUGGCCGAGCAAUGGAAGGCAUACACCAUGAUAUGUGACAAGUACUCUAACUGCCUUACGGAUAAGAGAGUCUACAUAGAUUGUACUAAGAUACUCUGUUCUAUGGUUACUGACAAUGUCAAAAUUGCACUUGAGGAAAAUCAGGAAGAGAAAAUAGUGUUGAGAUCACUUAAAGUUACAAGUUUUACUUUGAAAAUAUUGCUAAGAGUAUGCAACACAUUCAAGCAUGCUGUCGUCAAAGAUUACUCACAUAUUGUAGAACUUCUUAUUUACGUUCAUUUAAAUAAUGAAGCUUGUUUGCACACAAUGCGUGGGAAACCUGCAAAGUUUAUAAAUAUUUUUAAUAACAAUGUUAGUAAUCCUGUCAGCCUUCUUCUUGCUGAGCUUGUCAUAGAUGAAAAAUUGUUGACUUAUAUUUGGAACUACAAUAUAAACGAAAUAAGAAAAGACGACAAGUUACUCGGCGUGAUACUGCUAGUGAUUUCAGUAAUAAAAGUAUUAGUACCGAAAUCAGCAGAUCACUCGUUAAAUAUACCGAAACACAAGUUUAUUAACCUGAUCUACAGCAUGUUGCCUAAUUGUCAUAUCUGGUUCAACAUAGGACUCAAAUUCAAAUGUGAGAAGGCAAAUCGACAGUACCAAACAUGCGGGUUGUUCGAACAUUUAGUUACCCACACACUCGCAUUGGUUACUACAAUGAAUUCUGAAGAAAUUCAUGCGUUGGAAAAGAAAAUGGUUGAAUCUGUACUUGGUACAGAUUGCUUGAGCGCUAUGUUCUCUGCUAAUCUGUGGAUGCUGCUGGCCAGAAUAUCCAACCGCCAGUUCUUACUAACUCAAGUCACAUCACUGUGUAAAAUUUAUCAAAAACUUGAAAACAAGCAUUUAUUUGUUGAUUCACCGCAAAAAGUACACCUAACAUAUACAAUAUCUAGAUUAUUCAAAGAAAUGCAUAAUGACGACAAAAUAAAAGUGUACCAAAUGUUUUCUAUAAACGAGGAUAGUAAUUUAAAUCUAUGGGUUUGUUUGAAAUUGAAUAAUUUACCUAAUGAAGUACAACUGGAUGGUGAAAUGAUUGUUAUGGAAAAAGUAAAGGUGCAAAUGAGGGCUUUUAUGUCAGCCGAUGACGCUGUGGAUGUCGACGAUUUGAUAAAAAUCACUAACUUGGCAAGUACUUGUUCGAUAAUAAACAGAGAGGAUGCAAUGGAAAUAUUUUUACUACACGCUUGGUCAAAGGCUUGUCCGAAAAAUAUUGUUCACAUAGUCAAAGGAUUAGACAAGGGCACUGUAUGGUAUUACAGAUACAUUGAAUCACUGGUGGCGCUAACAAACUCAAUGGAACAUAUUUUUCACGGCAGCAGCUCUAAUUUAGUGAAGGUGGUACACAUAAUAUCACAAAUUGUUCAAUCUGGAUGUAAAGAAUUGAAAUUACUAUUGAUUAGUAUUCUGUGUAAAUUAGCAAACUUUGAAACAUAUGAUAAGAAUAAACAUUGCUUGGAGACAGAACUUGUGCGAGCAUUUAGCGAAUUAUUUCAUGACUCCGAUUCUACAGUUAAAAAUAAAUUGUAUAACACUAUAAGGAAGUAUCGAAAUAAUGUUCUGGACCGAAUAAUCGCUAAGAUAGUAAAUGAAGACAAAUCAUUGAAGGAAACGUGGAGUUGUUUUAUAAGAAAAGGAAAAUUGAAAGAAGGCGAAUUAGAUGUGAAGGAGCAUCUGUUAUCUACCCUUGAUUUCCAAUAUACCCAUAAAUGUAUUGAACAUGUCGAUGACUUUAAUGAUUCAGGUUCCGUGAAAAUGCAGAAGUCAUUGAGCAAUAACUUCGAUCUCGUUGAUAUCGAGUCGCUGUUUGAUACUGAAAGCGACGCCGAACCUGUGUGUAAAAAAGCAAAACUCAACACCAAUGAAGUAGAACAAAUUAUUAGCAGACUGGAAACCGACGCUUCAUCGCUGUGUAAAAUUAAAGAGAACAUUUUUACAAAUGAAUACUUGAAAAGAAUAAAAACUGUAUGCAGCAAGUUGUACAGUAUACUUGAUUGAGUUACA
Molecule: messenger RNA, 2798 nt
Organism: Helicoverpa zea (corn earworm)
Lineage: Eukaryota; Metazoa; Arthropoda; Insecta; Lepidoptera; Noctuidae
Exons: 12
Coding region: 111-2792 (893 amino acids)
Source: RefSeq, a predicted model, not a curated record